AGAAUCGGAUGGAUAAAAAUGAGGAUGAGGUGUUGUAAUGUUCUUAGACAUACAGGGAAGCAGCCAUAAUAAAAAUUUGUUGUUAUUGUAUUUAUGAACUGUGUCUCAACGGUUUCUUUCCUUGCCUUUUUAUGAUAUGAUGAUUCAAUCUUAAACUCUCCGAAAGAAUUGGCGUCAAUAUCUUAUCCUAUCAAACAGAUCACAUAAAAUAUUCAUUUUUUAUUAUUUAUUACCCUAACAAAUAAUGAAGUGAUUAACAAAAUUAGUAGAAAAAUACCUUUAUAAUUCAUAAACUCAAAAGACCCAGAAUUUUUUUCCCCCUAAGAAGCAUUGUUUGGUUGAAAAUCUUUGUUGAUUGAUACCCUAGACUAUUGGAAAAUUGGACACUUAAUUUUCUUGCAAUACUUUUUCCUAAGUAACCUAAUGAAUGAAAGCCAACACGGGGACGAUGAAGGCCAAUGCAUCAACCGCCCCUCCAGCCCUACCCCCACUACUACCUCUCCUGAAAACUCUGUCAAGAAUGACAAGAAAAAGAAGUCCUUUAUCCCAAAGAUUUUUUCUUACAAGAGACGAGCUAGAGGUGGCUCAUCAGACGAGGAUUUUGGAUGUGAAGGAGUUUCUUCUGAGUUGGAGAAGAAGAUUACAUCAAACACCAAAGAAUUCAUGGAAGCCGCUCCUUUCAUGAAAAAAAGUUUUUCAGAAAGAGAGGAAAGUAGUGGAGGGUUAAUCGAGGGGCUGAAUCUCUCGGAUUUCGGGUGUUCCAUGGCUUCAGCAAAGACUGAAAUUCGGGAUUUUCGGAUAUUUGUUGCCACUUGGAAUGUGGGAGGGAAGGCACCCAAUCUUGAUAUGAACCUGGAAGAUUUCUUGAUAAUGGAAGACUCUGCAGAUAUUUAUGUGUGUGGGUUUCAGGAAAUUGUGCCACUCAAUGCCGGGAAUGUUCUAGUAAUUGAAGACAAUGAACCUGCUGCAAAAUGGCUAGCCCUUAUAAACCACGCACUUAAUAAGCCAGAUUACGAUUUAACGCACCCAUCUCCCGACGCUAGCCAAAGUUCGAAACACUUCAAUACGUUAUUGAAGGAUCACUUCUUCUAUAAACCGUCACUCAAAGUCCUGAGUAGGAAUUUCAGGGCUGAAAGCAGCCUUCUCAAGACCUGCAACUGUCCCGUUGAAUCCACACAUGGGGAGAACCGAGGCCAAAAAAAGCUUAGGGAUUUAGCAAGCAAACUAGACCUUGGUCCCCUUCCUGCGCGUCGUGAUGGUGCAGUUGAUGAGUUGGUUGAACUUUCUGGUAUGCCCCCCAAUUUUUCAAGUGGCCAGAUGGGUUACCGGCUCGUAGCUAGUAAGCAGAUGGUUGGGAUUUUCCUCUCAAUAUGGGCUCGAACUGAGUUAGUGCCAUACAUUGCUCAUCUACGAGUUUCCUGCAUAGGAACAGGAAUAUUGGGACGCCUUGGUAACAAGGGAUGUAUAGCAGUAAGUAUGACAUUGCACCAGACCAGCUUCUGCUUCGUUUGCAGUCACUUAGCUUCAGGCGAGAAGGAAGGCGACGAGCUGAAGCGGAAUGCUGAUGUUAAUGAGAUACUCAAAAGCACACAGUUCCCUAAGAUUUGCAAAGCUUCAAAUCCUCGAGCCCCAGACAAAAUUAUCGAGCAUGACCGAGUAUUGUGGCUUGGAGAUUUGAACUAUCGGGUAGCCUUGAGCUAUGAAAAAACCAGGACUCUUUUGGAGGAUAAUAAUUGGGACAUCCUCCUCGAGAAAGAUCAGUUAAACAUAGAGAGAGAUGCGGGAAGAGUGUUCAAUGGUUUCAAAGAGGGACAAAUACACUUCGCUCCUACAUACAAGUACUCUGACAAUUCAGAUACAUACGCUGGUGAAACUGUUAAAUCUAAGAAGAAACGUCGAACCCCCGCAUGGUGUGAUCGGAUACUAUGGCACGGUUUUGGCAUUGAACAAUUAUGUUACGAUCGUGGUGAGUCACGAUUUUCCGAUCACCGACCUGUUUCGUCGAUGUUUUUGGUGGAGGUGGAAGUAACGAGAAAGUCUGAUAAUAAAUUCAGGAAGGGCUAUUCAUGUGCGUUAAAGAUGUCGGAAUAUGAAGAUUCGAUGCCAAAACGACAUAGUUUUUAUGAUUUGUAACUAAAAGCUUCAGUUUAUUUCGUUUAGGUCAUUAUCAAGUUUAUUUCACCUGUAUCUAUUUUCCUUUGAAAUUAUUUGAUUUUAGUUUCUCUUUACGGGCUUAAUAAA
This is a messenger RNA of Gossypium arboreum, 2241 nucleotides long. Its product is annotated as type I inositol polyphosphate 5-phosphatase 5-like. The record is from RefSeq and is a predicted model, not a curated record. Gene Ontology annotation, biological process: phosphatidylinositol dephosphorylation. The transcript is spliced from 10 exons. NCBI's taxonomy places the organism in Eukaryota, Viridiplantae, Streptophyta, Magnoliopsida, Malvales, Malvaceae. The coding region runs from base 424 to 2133 and encodes 569 amino acids. Gene Ontology annotation, molecular function: inositol-polyphosphate 5-phosphatase activity; phosphatidylinositol-3,4,5-trisphosphate 5-phosphatase activity; phosphatidylinositol-4,5-bisphosphate 5-phosphatase activity.